AUGAAUCUCUUGUUCUUUCUGUUUUUAAGUACCACCGUCUGCUAUCACAGAUUGUACUGCAAUGCCGUAACUAUGACCGAAUAUCUAAAAAUGGAUCACAAAUCGAUAGAGGCCUCAACUUUGAAGAACGAUGACAGUCAAACCCAAAAGGAACAAGUUUCGAGGAAGGAUUUACUAUUGCCACGGCAGAAAUCAUUAAAAAUUGAAGAUUUAACAAAACUUGCGAACACGAAGGGUGUCUUUUCAAAUAGGAAGGGCAAAAUUUUAGGAAGUUUAGCAUUUCUAGCUGGUUUAAGUGUCGGUAGUCUGUCGGGUGCGUCGUCAAACGUGAAUACGUAUGCCAAAGCUCCUCCAGUGAAUUUAAAUUUCGGUGCUUCAAGAAUUCCUCCUCACCUUGCUGCGAUUUACAAUCCUUACCCUUACGUGCCACAUCCUUAUAUUUUUGCCUCUCCUUUCGGGCUCUACCCUCUACUGAAUCCGUUAGGAUUACAAACGAUCGACGGAGUGCAAAAUGAUUUUCAAACGUUGGCACAAAAUCAACAAGCAUUGAAUCUGCUGGAGAAUAAAAAUCCAAUCGAUUUGUUGAACAACAAUGAUGAAUAUAUAGAAGAGGCCAAAAAGGUUGAGAAUGUCAGAACUUCGAACGACGUCGUAAAGAAGACUGAUGAGAGUGCAGAAUUACAGGUUGAAGACGAUCGGAACGCGGAAGAGAAGAAUCCUGGCGUUAUGUGUGAUCUACAGAAAAAAUUGAAGAAGAAAGAGAGCAAUUUGAAAAGUGUUCUUAGAGAGCCUGAAAGUAUCGAUGGUUCUUCAUUGUCACGUGACUCUCAUGCACCGAAUAGAACUUUUAUUAAAGCAACUAACAUCAGUGACAUGAAUCCAGAAAACAAUACCGGUACUCCCAUGACAAUGAAUUCGACGAUGAUUAAUAACGGAACGUCAAACCCGCCUUUCUACGGGUACUAUGGCGGAUAUCCACAAAACAUAGAACACAUCGAUUUUACCACGGAAACGAGCGAAUAUCACGAUUACGGGCACAUUAAUUACAAUUUACCCUCUUACGACAAACCUGUGAAUUUUUAUUCGAACGAAAGGUAUAAUUAUUAUUCAAAUCCUCCCGUUGAUUCUUCUCCAACGAAUGAUUUCCAUCAAGAACAAAUACCAGAAUACUAUUCGAACGAUUUCAAUAGAUUUUUAUACGCGCCAUACAAUGCACCGUCAUUUGCCAACAAUGGAUUCAGACCUGUUGCAUAA
Messenger RNA from Colletes gigas, 1254 nucleotides. RefSeq lists its product as uncharacterized. The record is from RefSeq and is a predicted model, not a curated record. The transcript has 3 exons. The coding region runs from base 1 to 1254 and encodes 417 amino acids. NCBI's taxonomy places the organism in Eukaryota, Metazoa, Arthropoda, Insecta, Hymenoptera, Colletidae.